AUGCAUCAUUUUAAACAAUCCAAUAAUAUUUAUUCAUUAUAGAUAAAUAAUAAUUAUCAAAAAAUCAACUGUUUUUAAUUAGAAAAAAUUAAUUCCAAAAAUAAAAUUUUUCAGCCUUGAAAAAGUUUGCCAGAAUUUUACACUUCAACUCUAUAUUAGUCUUUAUUAAAUUUCCAAGGAGCCACUUUAACAAUCAUAAAGUAAAAUUUAUAGGUUAUAUAAGAAAGAGAUAACAGGACAAGAAGACAAUUUCAAAUUCUAAAAUGGAAUUGAAGGUAAUUACCCCUUUUUAAAGAAAAUUAAAAAAUUUACUCAUUCAGAACGAAAAAAUCAUUUUUAAGGUGAUUCAACUCUUAUAUUGAAUAAUUCUGACUUUUUAAAAUUAAGGAUGACUCAAAUUCAUUAAAAAUGUUAAUGUCAAAUAUUGAUUUUUUGA
Paramecium primaurelia is the source of this 436-nucleotide messenger RNA. The record is from the annotation of a GenBank genome assembly. Lineage: Eukaryota; Ciliophora; Oligohymenophorea; Peniculida; Parameciidae.